This is a messenger RNA of Haliotis rubra (blacklip abalone), 4450 nucleotides long. RefSeq names its product rab-like protein 6. The record is from RefSeq and is a predicted model, not a curated record. The coding region runs from base 440 to 2686 and encodes 748 amino acids. Gene Ontology annotation, cellular component: nucleus; cytosol. Lineage: Eukaryota; Metazoa; Mollusca; Gastropoda; Lepetellida; Haliotidae. The transcript is spliced from 14 exons. Gene Ontology annotation, molecular function: GTP binding; GTPase activity.
GAUAUAAUCAGCCAGAUGGCAGGCGAUGGGAGUCGGCUGACAAGAGUGUUUUCAACUAAAGACAGUAGAGUCGUGCAUCAAAGAAAUCUUUUCGUAUGAGACAUGGCACAGUCAUAAAUAUCUUUAUUCUAAUCACUUUGCGUAGAAUUUCUCCACGAAUAUGUAAUACCGGUUGUCACAGCAGGGGAUGGUAGUAACUGACAGCUCCUGUUGCAGUUACCAAUACCAUGCAUCAGGGUCUACUGUUGGACAGCGUGUGGAAGUGAUGGCUGAGAUAUCCACUUGCAAAUUUGUUGGUUUUUGGAUUUAUGUUUUCCACUGUGUUAUUGAAAGUCUGACUGUUUAAUUAAGGAGACCAUUUUAAGACUUUGAUGCUUGACAUUAAUCAAGCAGAUCAUGUUGGUGAUAGAUACAUGUGUGCAGUAAAAUUUAACACACAAUGUCGCUGUUCAAACGUUUACUUGGUGGCUCAAACCAAGAUGUCUCUAAGGGCUCCCCACCCCAGGGAAUGCAGGCGAUGGGAGCGCAGUUACAGAGAAAGUUUGCUAAAGGAGUGCAAUAUAACAUGAAAAUUGUUAUUCGAGGUGACCGAAAUACAGGUAAAACCUGCUUGUUCCAUCGCCUGCAAGGGCAGCCAUUCAAGGAGGAAUAUAUCCCUACAGAUGAAAUACAGGUAGCCAGCAUCCACUGGAACUAUCGUGCCACUGAUGAUGUUGUAAAGGUGGAGGUGUGGGACGUUGUGGACAAGGGUAAAAAGAAGCGGAAGUCGGAUGGACUUAAGUUGGACAACUCCAUCGAUAGUGUGGUAGAGGAGCCCUGUCUCGAUGCAGAGUUCCUAGAUGUUUACAAGGGAACUCAUGGUGUCAUCUUUGUCUAUGACAUUACCAAACAGUGGACAUUCACCUAUGUUGAGCGUGAGAUCGAAAGAAUACCAUCUCAUAUUCCCAUCAUCGUCCUGGGCAACCAUCGAGACAUGGGUCACCAUCGGACGGUAAUUGAAGACAAGGCUCGCAUGUUCGUGGAGAGUGUGCAGAAAGACAGAACGGAGGGUUCAGCACAAGCCAGGUAUGCAGAGUGUUCCAUGAGGAAUGGAUUCGGGCUCAAGUUCCUCCACAUGUUUUUCAACCUGCCCUUCUUACAGCUGCAGAGGGAGACGCUUCUGAAGCAGCUGGAGACCAACACACAGGACAUGCUGUCCACAGUAGCCGAGCUGGACAUCCAUGACGACUCAGAGGAGCAGAACUAUGACAUUUUCCUGGAGAAUCUGACCCAGAAGAGAAGGAAACAAGCAGAGCAGCAGGCAGAGAAAGCCUUGUCCGAUUCGCAUCUAAAGCAAGACGAGUCAGGGGUCAUUCGGUCAGCCGAUGACCAGUCCAUUCCCAACAAUACCCCACCCACCUCUACUGUGCCCAGGUCAGUGUCCCAGCCCUCCAUGCCCCGUGUCCCAUCAACACCCAAGAUACCUGAUAUCCCACCGACCGUCACCCCUGCCACGUCUGCCAGUUCUACUCCAACCACGCCUGUGGCUUCCCCACCACCGGUGGAACAGAAGCAGGGCUUCAUGUCCAGGUUGUUCAAGAAGAAGCCAAAGGAACCGCCUGAAGUUACAGAACCCCCACAAGAAUCUAAGACCUGCAAGCCUGCUGAGUCCCUGGUCAAGAGUGUCGAGGACUUUGUGCCAGAUGGUGAUGGUCUUGACAGUGCAUUCCUUGACGACGCCCGAGACCCGUCCAGCACCGUGAAACAGCAGGCUGAAGGGGAUUCUGACAGCGAUGAUGAUGUCAACAACCCAAUGGUGGCAGGUUUCCAGGAUGACCUUGACUCCGAAGACGAGCGCCCCAUCAGUCAGGCAGAGACAUCUGCUGUAUCAAGGGUCAAGGACAUUGAUUUGACCAGCGAGGAGGAGGAGGAACAUGUGGACAUUCCAGAGUCGCAAGGACCGGUCAUUUCCCAGGACUUGGACAUAUCCAGCGAUGAAGCAGCAGUGGUGACAACAAGCUCCACCAAGCCAGCAUCAGUCAGAGUAACACCCUCAGUCAAAGUGGCAGCUGUGGACGUGAGUGUGUCAGAGUCGGAGAGUGAUGAUGGGGGAAGGAAAGACACCCACGGGGAUGAAUUGGGGGGUAGUAAGGAGAGAGAUGGGGUACCGAUGUAUGGUGACAAGGAUGAGCCCAGUAAUGGCCAGGGGGGCGCUAUGCCGACACCAGCUGCUGACACCAGUAUAGAGGAUGACGUGGAGGACAGUGCUGGUAUCGAUGUUCCGGAGGAGGACUUCAGUAACUGGCUGGACCAACUCGAGGAGAAGUCCACAACGGUUGUCAUGAGAAACAAGUCCUCAAAACCCCGACAGAAGAAGCUGUCCACAGAGAGUGAGGAAGACUAUAGAAUCAAAACGGUCAGCUCUGAUGUGGAGGAAGCAGAAACGAGUGUGGUGAAGAAGAAGAAAAAGAAGAAGAAGUCUGAGGAUAAGGAGGAGGAGAAGUCUCAGAAGAAGACAAAGAAAAAGAAGGAGAAGGAUGGAGAUGGAGAGAAGAAAUCAGUAAAGAAGGACAAAAAGAAGAAGAAGAAGAAAAAAGAAGAUGAUGAUGUGGAUGUUGAUGACCAGCAAGACAAAGAUGACUUGGAAGCAUUCCUUGGGGAACCAGAAACAGGCAGGGCGGCAGGGGGGGACUACCAGUCAUUAUAGCACAGGGUGGGCCUAGUGCAGGAAAUCAGAGAUGCAAACGUUGGGAAGCAGUGCAGAGCAUGUUAUCCACAGGAACUGAAUAUGAUACAGGGUUUUCAUAUCACACGGCAAGUACUAUGAGUGUAAAGGACAUGGGCAACGAUGAUGGGUGUUGUGUGUUCUCAGCACAGCUAAGGAGGAAGAAUUAUGAUAGUUUCUGAAACUUGAAGAGUAAAGGCUUGUGACUGGGAGAGACCUUGAAGUUUGUAUGACACAAAAUAAAAGAAUGAGAUCAGGUGCAGGUCCAAGUAGCUUGUUACUACACAGUUGCUGACUGAAGCCUGACUAAGGUUUGAUUGUUUGUAACCCCUCAACCAGCGAUUGAGGCUGGAUGGUGUGCAAGUGUUAUGUAAUGGUUCUGUGGUAUGACUACAUCAGAUUACGGCUGUUUGACAUCUGUGUCAGAUCGAGAGCUGUUGGUAUGUUUGUAUGACACUGACCCCAUGGUGUGCCAAUGUGAGAAUGAGAUGACAUAUGCCACUGUAAGUGUCAGAAUCUGGUAUCUGACAACCAGACUACUUUUAUGUAUGUGAAGAAUUCUGAGCCACACAACUAUUGGGGAAAGUCUGCUGAAGUGUUAAUGUAUUGAAUGAUCUGUUUUGGGGUCUGCCUUCUGAUCUAACUAACUACAACAAUUACAGACCGAUGUGUCCCACAUUGUGUCAUGUGUCUACAUAGCUUCCUGUUACAGUCCCCGGGCUUCCAUUGGUGGCCACUGUAACACUGAUGUUGUCAUUGCAAGUCUGUGUGUGGGUACAGUCUGUCCUUAUGUGGAAACUUCUCAAACUGUCAGCGAAAUAUAAUUCAUUCUUCAUGUUUGUGCCUGUAACAGUGAGUACAUCCUUCACCAAGGCAGCGUUGUAAGGACAUGAUGAAUGUCUGGCGAAGGGUACUCAGAUCAUCAUCAUCACAACAGUCAGUCUUCACUCACUCAGAAACCUUCAACCCCCACAACUGGUCAAAGAACUGGUUUAGUGGUGUUUUAGAUUCCAGUUUUAGAGAAGUCUUAGUUGUGACAAUGUGAUUCUGAUAAUUUUAGGCUGUUGUCAUUUUAAGUGCAAUAUGAUAUGUAUGUGGUGUUUGAAAUUGUUUUUGCCAUGGACACUUUGUCUCUAAAUUGAACGUAUAAGAAUUAGGUUUCUAAAAUUAACCGAACUUCUUUCUCUUUUUAUUGCACAGGAUGUCACCUCAAACUGAAUGUGGCGUUUCCCCAAGUAUCAGGUUGUCUCCCCUGAUUGUAUGGGUUGUCUCCCCACAGUGUAUGGGUUGUCUCCCCUCAGUGUAUGGGUUGUCUCCCCUCAGUGUAUGGGUUGUCUCCCCUCAGUGUAUGGGUUGUCUCCCCUCAGUGUGUUGGUUGCCUCCCUUGAGUGUUUGGGUUGUCUCCCUGAUUGUAUAGAUUGCCCCUCCUGGUUGUAUGGAUUGUCUUCCCUGGUUGUAUAGGUUGUCUCCCUGAUUGUAGAUGUGUCCUCCCCUGAGUAUAGGCUGUCUCCCAUGAUUGUGCGUUAACCGGAGUGUGACCAGAGGGUUUAAGUAGAUGUGUUCGUAUGCGUUAUGCUGUAAUUAAUCAGGAUAUAUAACACCCUUAGUCAAAAGUGUAUUCUGUUUCAUUUGUAGCCAUGACAACUGGAGUGAGGAUAAUACAAAGUUUGUGUACAGAAAUGAGACAGCGUGAAAUUGGGUCCAAUAAGACGUUUUUAUUGGAUCAGUGAUUGAUAAUGGGGAAAA